AUGGCUGCUUUGGGACACACAUUCCCCUUCUAUGCUGGCCCCAAGCCAAUCUUCCCAAUGGACACCACCUUGGCCAUCAUCAUCACCAUCUUUCUGAUGGCACUGGUCACCUUCAUCAUCAUCCUGCCUGGCAUCCGGGGCAAGAUGAGGCUGUUCUGGCUGCUUCGGGUGGUGACCAGCUUAUUCAUCGGGGCUGUGAUUCUGGCUGUGAAUUUCAGUUCUGAAUGGUCAGUGGGCCAGGUCAGCACCAAUACAUCGUACAAGGCCUUCAGCUCGGAGUGGAUCAGUGCUGAUGUCGGGCUGCAGGUUGGCCUGGGAGGACUCAACAUCACUCUCAAAGGGACCCCAGUGCAGCAGCUGAAUGAGACUAUCAAUUAUAAUGAAGAGUUCACCUGGCGCCUGGGUGAGAACUAUGCUAAGGAAUAUGCAAAGGCACUGGAGAAGGGGCUGCCGGACCCUGUGCUCUACCUGGCGGAGAAGUUCACCCCAAGCAGCCCAUGUGGCCUACACCGCCGAUACCGCCUGGCAGGACACUACACCUCAGCCAUACUGUGGGUGGCAUUUCUCUGCUGGCUGCUGACCAAUGUGAUGUUGUCCAUGCCCGUGCUGGUCUAUGGUAGCCACAUGCUGCUGGCCACUGGGUGUUUUCAGCUAUUGGCCCUGUUCUUCUUCUCCAUGGCCACUUCCUUCACGUCACCCUGUCUCCUGCGCCUGGGCACUGCCACACUGCACACUCACUGUGGGCCGGCCUUCUGGAUCACACUGGCCACAGGACUUCUGUGUGUGCUGUUGGGCCUGGCCAUGGCGGUGGCCCACAGAAUGCAGCCCAACAGGCUGAAGGCUUUCUUCAACCAGAAUGCAAGGGAGGACAUCGUGCUGCAGUGGACUCCGGAGAAAGGGGGACUCCUGAGCCCUCGCUAUCGACCUAUGGCUGAGAGUUUGAAGACUGAGGACAUCCCUCUGUCAGAGGCUUCCUCUGAGGUGUGUUGUCAGGGGGAGCACCCCAAGGAGCCUGAGUGUAGACUGUAG
Chrysochloris asiatica (Cape golden mole) is the source of this 1029-nucleotide messenger RNA. RefSeq names its product dual oxidase maturation factor 1 (gene DUOXA1). Gene Ontology annotation, cellular component: endoplasmic reticulum membrane. The coding region runs from base 1 to 1029 and encodes 342 amino acids. Gene Ontology annotation, biological process: protein transport. NCBI's taxonomy places the organism in Eukaryota, Metazoa, Chordata, Mammalia, Afrosoricida, Chrysochloridae. The record is from RefSeq and is a predicted model, not a curated record. The transcript has 6 exons.